Mugil cephalus (flathead mullet) is the source of this 2085-nucleotide messenger RNA. RefSeq names its product N-acetylgalactosaminidase, alpha (gene naga). Gene Ontology annotation, molecular function: alpha-galactosidase activity. The record is from RefSeq and is a predicted model, not a curated record. The transcript has 9 exons. The coding region runs from base 182 to 1489 and encodes 435 amino acids. Lineage: Eukaryota; Metazoa; Chordata; Actinopteri; Mugiliformes; Mugilidae. Gene Ontology annotation, cellular component: cytoplasm. Gene Ontology annotation, biological process: oligosaccharide metabolic process; glycosylceramide catabolic process; glycoside catabolic process.
UGGAUCUGUUCAGUUCAUUUAUUUGCGGUGGGCUACGAAGAAGUCUGCCUUGGCAUUUGUUUAAAGCAGGAAGCGGACUGGAAGAUAUAGAGCAGACAGUCGAGUUUGUGGAGUCUGCUACGCAUCCUUCGUCUCUUUUUUUUUUUUUUGCUAUUACUGAGAGCAGUCGCUAGAGUUCAUAAUGCAUUUGCCGGUGCUCGUCAUUGCCUCCAUGCUCGCUGCGACUACGAUCGCCCUCGACAAUGGACUGAUGAAGACGCCUCCCAUGGGCUGGUUGGCAUGGGAGAGAUUCCGCUGUGACAUUGACUGUGACAACGAUCCCAAGAACUGCAUCAGCGAGAAGCUGUUCAUGGACAUGGCAGACAGACUGUCAGAGGACGGCUGGAGGGAACUCGGCUACGUCUACGUGAACAUUGACGACUGCUGGGCCUCCAAGACGAGAGACGAAAAGGGGCGGCUGCAGGCCGACCCUAAGAGGUUUCCAGGAGGAAUCAAAAAGCUUGCCCGCUACGUGCACGACAGAGGACUCAAGCUGGGCAUCUACGGGGACAUGGGCACAUACACCUGCAUGGGAUACCCUGGGACACCUUUGGACAAGAUCAAAAUAGACGCUCAGACAUUCGCUGACUGGGAUGUGGAUAUGUUAAAAUACGAUGGCUGUUACUCUAAUGAGACAGAACAGGAGAAGGGUUACCCUCUCAUGUCAAAAGCUUUAAAUGCUACCGGCCGUCCAAUCGCAUACUCAUGCAGCUGGCCUGCCUACCAGGGUGGCCUGCCACCAAAGGUAAAUUACACCGAGCUGGGCAUGAUCUGUAACCUGUGGCGAAACUACGGCGACAUCCAGGACUCUUGGGAUAGUGUGCAGAGCAUCAUUGACUGGGUCUUUAACAACCAGGAUGUCUUGGUACCUGCAGCGGCACCUGGAAUGUGGAACGACCCCGAUAUGCUGAUUGUUGGCGACUUUGGCCUCAGCAUGGACCAGUCUCGUGCUCAGAUGGCCCUUUGGGCAAUCAUGGCCGCUCCUCUGUUCGUGUCCAAUGACCUGCGCACCAUCAGCAGCGGCGCCCAGAACAUCCUCCAGAACAAACUGGCCAUCAGCAUCAACCAAGACCCCCUGGGCAUCCAGGGAAGACGUAUUGUUAAGGAGAAGUCCAGGAUUGAGGUGUACUUGCGGCCGCUGUCAAACAACGCCAGUGCUUUGGUAUUCUUUAGUCGUCGUACUGACAUGCCCUACCGCUACAAGACUUCCCUCGGCAAACUCAACUUCACCACAGGAAUCUACAAGAUCACCGACGUCUUCACUUACAAGACGGAAGUGCUGAAAGACUCCACUGACUUCGUGGUGUCGAUCAACCCUACGGGUGUGGUCAUGUGGUAUCUCUCUGCGCCUGCCAAACUGAACCCACGGCUGUUGUUUAACCACGACAAACAUCAGAGACCCGUGCAUCGCGAUGAUGAGAAAAAUGCCAUUCCACUCGUCUUCCUCUGACCACUCACUGAUUGAACUUCUUAUAAUCAGUUUUCUCGACAAUUCGGCAGGGUCUUCUAUAGAGGGGUUUGAUUUGAUUGAAGUGUGAUUGAAGUGUGAGUGUCAGAUGCUGAAAGGACUUGAUGUGCCUUAUCGAGGUAAUUAAAAGACUGUAAGCUCAGGGGCGGUCUUUUUGCAUUUUAAUUAUCCUUGUGGUUCUUUGUCAAAAUUUAUGUCUAACUGAAUCUGAUCGAGGCACAAGAGUUUCUGUUCUGCACAGGUCAUGGGAGAUGACGACUCCAGCUGAGAAACUGAUCUCAGAUCAGCUCCAUGACCCAGAAGUCUCCAAUGCUCUUGUUCCAAAAUGUCUUUUAAGGAGAAGGGAUAAUUUUAAAUUGGUCCAAAGCACAGUGAGGGUGAUAAAUGGCACUGCUGUAGUUACUAUGAAGUAUGUUGUAUGUUUUAAACUGGGCUUUAGUAACGGGUUGAUGUCUGGGUCUGUCAAAAACUGACAGCACUGCUUAGGAAUGCCAUUUUUAUACAAGAAAUCUAUGUAUAUAUAUAAUGUUGAUUAUGUGUUUUUCUACACUCAAAUAAAUAAUCAUAUUUGCUUUUCA